AUGGGCAGAACGGAACCCUCCGUCGGUCGACCGCCAGCAGCCUUCCGCAAGGAUGCGCGCUCCAAAAAGGCCAAAGCUACGAUCAACAAAGUCAUUCCGAGUCUGCUACCUGGAAACCCCCGCGCCCAACAAGGAAUCAAUUCCGCAGAACUGGUGCCUUUCCCACAUGCACAAGUCUAUGGCACUGGAUCAGCAGUGACUGCGCAAGAUAGAAAGAUUGAUCAGUCAGCCAAGAAUGGCAAAUUUGUUGAUAGUUUGGCAAAGCAAAAGGCUAAUGAUCAACCAACUCCAGCUCAAGGGGAGCUGAAACUUCCUAAGAUCUCGGUUAGAGAGGUUGAUACACUCGUGGCAGCGAGGGAUCUGCUCGAGAUAGAAACUGCGUCGGGUACCAAGACCGAUUUCAAGAAUGAUCGAGCUCGUGUAACCAUCCUCAACAUGAGCUCACCCCUCAAUCCCGGCGGUGGAUUUCUCAACGGCGCAAACAGUCAAGAGGAGUCAUUGUGCAUGCGGACAACGCUGUACCCCUCAUUAAAGGAUGAAUGGUACCGCAUCCCCGAUCUUUCAUCAAUCUACACUCCCAACGUGCUUGUCUUUCGAGACGAGGAAGCCGAGGACCUUGAUAAGAAAGAUCGCUUUUAUGUGGAUUGCAUCACGGCCGCCAUGCUUCGUGCUCCAGAGUUCGAGAUGAAUGGGGAGAGAGUAGCGACAUACGCCAAUAAAAAGGAUCGUGAAAUAGCGCAUGCGAAAAUGACGGCGGUAAUGCGCAUCGCUGCUAUGAAAAAGACCAAGCGUCUUGUUCUUGGAGCUUGGGGCUGCGGAGCCCAUGGAAACCCCGUUGGUGAAAUCGCACGACUAUGGAAAGCGGUACUGAAACCACGACACGAUAAAUCGAAGACGGGCAAGGACAGAUGGGAGUCUCUUGACGAGAUUGUGUUUGCCAUUAAGGACCACAAUAUGGCUCAGGCUUUUGCGGAGGCUUUUGGCGAGGGUCUUGAGCGGCCGGAUGAAGACAUGGGAGAAGAGGAAGAAGGUGAAGCUGAGAUCGAUCUGGCUGAUGUCAAGCGGCAAGAGUUGCUACAUAAGAUUGAGGAACUGGAGCAGCGCAUGCAAGCGGUGGCGAAUCCAAAGGUGAAAGAUGGUCUGAGGACAGUUCUCGAAGGGCUCAAGAAACAGCUUCCUGCCGAGGAUGGAGCUUCAGGGGAUGAAAGUGAGGAGGAAGCCGUGUAG
This is a messenger RNA of Fusarium sp. VM40, 1227 nucleotides long. Lineage: Eukaryota; Fungi; Ascomycota; Sordariomycetes; Hypocreales; Nectriaceae. The record is from the annotation of a GenBank genome assembly.